AUGGAUCCGCAGCUUUUUAGAAUCUUGGAUGAGUAUGCUCUGAGAAACGAGGGCGAGUACUGUGUUACAAUCCGUGACAGCUACGGGCAAGCGGCAAUCUACCAUUUCGGCAUGUCACGAGUGGUGUCUGCUAUUCACCAUACGAUGCCGAAUGCCGUGGUUUUUCCGCCUGUUCACAAUCCGCCUACUCAAAAUUCGCGGCUGAUUGUGGAUGGAUCUUUUCCGGGCUAUGAAACACCCAGCACACCAUCUACGACGUUGACACCGGUGCCGCGGGCGCCCGCUGCGCUGUAUACGCCUCCGUCUACGACCAGGAAGCGGACGCUAGAAAAGGCGUUUAGUCUGCCGCCAAAACGGCUGGCAAUCCCGCCGCAAGUGAAGCCAGCGCAGCCGGAGCCCGAAAAAGAGGAAGAGGCCAUAAGCGUGCUUUCGUCGCUGUUUCUGGAACUGAACCAGCUUAUUGCCCGAGAACUAGCUCGAGAGUGGGUAAAAAUCAAAGAGCCCGGCAAAAAGACCACGUUUCCUUACUCCGGGGGAGAUGAGACCAAGCCCGCGUGGUGGCCGAAACCCGUUCGACACAUUGGGCCGCAUCAUUUACUGCGCAACGAGCGGUCGCAAUUACUGGCUACAUUAUUUGUGAUGCUGCGGGGGAAACAAAGAGAACUGAAGGCUGCUAUUGAUCGGAUAGAUAACGGUCGCAAUGCCGCGCUAUUUGCGUCCAUGUUCGAAACCCUCGACAGAUACCUGCCUCCAGACGACGGCGGGCUACAUGACCAGACGGUGAUUGACCCAUCACUGUUGAGCAUACUGCCGCGAAACCGCGGGUGA
Messenger RNA from Wickerhamiella sorbophila, 828 nucleotides. RefSeq lists its product as hypothetical. The transcript has a single exon. Bases 1 to 828 code for a protein of 275 amino acids. NCBI's taxonomy places the organism in Eukaryota, Fungi, Ascomycota, Dipodascomycetes, Dipodascales, Trichomonascaceae. The record is from RefSeq and is a predicted model, not a curated record.